UGAAAUGCAUGGUUUGGAUUAAUUAAUUAACCGCGUUUUAAUAAUUAACUCGCUUCUCCAUUAUUUUAUUUUCUUUCUUCUUUUAUCUCUCCGUGGAAGGCCCAUCACAUUGAUUCCCGAUCUUUGUCUCUUGCAGUUAUAUUUUUUUGCUUUUCCCUGCUAAAGCACAUACUUGUGCAGGAUCUCAUCAGCGAUUAUUCAUCAUACUGCAUGCAUGGGAGCAGUGGUUGUCUUGGUUGCUAUAAUAAACCCACACUAAUUACCUCCGUGGGUGAGCAAUCAAAAGGACCAAAAGUUAAAUGUGAGACUGUGAAGAAACCUAGCAUAUCAGAGGAUUUCUGGACCACUAGCACAUGUGACAUGGAUUACAGUGCAGUGCAGUCACAAGGAAGCAUCUCAUCAAUUAGCAUAGCGAACCAGACUCUUGAUCAACAUGGUGGCUCUGGCAGUAUUAACAACGUUUCUGAAUUUGUAAAUCAUGGUCUUCUUCUCUGGAAUCAGACAAGACACUGUUGGGUGGGAAAUAAAAGGUCUGGGAACGAGGAACAGCUGCCUCAAGAACCCAAAUUAAAUUGGAACGCGACAUAUGAAAGUUUGCUUGGGAGCAACAAACCGUUUCCCCAGCCAAUACCACUCACUGAAAUGGUGGAUUUUCUUGUGGACAUUUGGGAACAGGAGGGUAUGUAUGAUUAAGUAGAAGUUCAAGAGAUUUGAUGGAUGGUUAGAAUCAGAUACCCUCGCAAUUCUUGUAGCAUUGAAAUGUCAUCGAGCAAAAGGUGGUGUGUAUAUCAACCGUAACAUUGUCUGUCAUAUUCCCACCCCAGAUUUGAUUUAUCCACAGGCAUUUUUAGACCUGCCUUUUGUAUUGCACUGAAAAAAAAUGAGAAACAAAACUGGCUGCCGCUGUUUUAACUGGUCA
Molecule: messenger RNA, 919 nt
Organism: Populus trichocarpa (black cottonwood)
Lineage: Eukaryota; Viridiplantae; Streptophyta; Magnoliopsida; Malpighiales; Salicaceae
Exons: 5
Coding region: 211-693 (160 amino acids)
Source: RefSeq, a predicted model, not a curated record